CUGCACGGGGGCUGCACGGGGCCUGCACGGCGGGCGGGGGCCGGCCCCGGCAGGGCUGCGGCCGCGCGUCUCCCGCUCUGCGCGGUUCUGGGGCCGACAGCACAGUUGCCCGCGCUCCUCUCGGCUGAGUUCAGACCCGGCUCCUAGACAGCCCCCGCAAGGAAACCAUGCCGAACCCCCGGAAGAGGCGCGCUGGGACUGCCGGGGCUGCCGGGCCAGACAGUAAGAGGCCAGCAGGAAAACAUACGAAGACUAGGAAACCCACGGGGACAUCCACUAGAGUGGGUGACUCCAGCCCUGAGAAGACUUCAGCCUCUAAAAACUGUGGGAACAAUCAAAGCAGUUACUGGCUGAUGAAGUCUGAGCCACAAAGCCGAAUAGAGAAAGGUGUAGAUGUGAAGUUCAGCAUUGAGGAUCUUAAGGCAGAGCCCAAGCAGACAGCAUGCUGGGAUGGUGUUCGCAACUACCAGGCCCGGAACUUCCUUCGAGCCAUGAAGCUGGAGCAAAAAGCCUUCUUCUACCAUAGCAACUGCAAGGAGCCAGGCAUCGCAGGACUAGUGAAGCUACAGUGGCUGUACAGCAAGAUUGUGAAGGAGGCUUACCCAGACCACACACAGUUUGAGAAAAACAAUCCCUAUUAUGACCCAUCCAGCAAAGAAGACAACCCCAAGUGGUCCAUGGUGGAUGUACAGUUUGUUCGGCUGAUGAAGCGUUACAUUACCCUGACUGAGCUCAAAGCCAAUCACCAAGCCCACAAAGCCACUGGAGGCCCCUUAAAGAAUAUGGCUCUGUUCACUCACCCCAGACUCUCCGUUCAGCCCCUGACCCCAGAGGAGUUUGAGUUUAUUUUGAGCCUGGAGGAGAAGGAGCCAAGUUAACUGGGACCCUGUGGCUGGAACGGGCAAGACAGGACUCCAAAGAAAGCAGCUUUUAGAAGACAAAAGAAGGUGUGCGGCGCCUUGCUCGUCGGUUCCCCUGGGGCUGUGUCAGAGGUGGUCUUCAUGUACCCUUCCCAAUAAAACAUGAAUGUCAAAGUUGG
Canis lupus familiaris (dog) is the source of this 1039-nucleotide messenger RNA. It is a transcript of the gene THYN1, whose product is annotated as thymocyte nuclear protein 1. NCBI's taxonomy places the organism in Eukaryota, Metazoa, Chordata, Mammalia, Carnivora, Canidae. Gene Ontology annotation, cellular component: nucleus. The coding region runs from base 168 to 878 and encodes 236 amino acids. The record is from RefSeq and is a predicted model, not a curated record. The transcript is spliced from 8 exons.